AUGCUCGCAGGACAAAGGUUGUGGCAAGCGCUGCUUUUGCCAGUGAAUGCAGUCUUGAGGUAUCCUGAUGGUGCCUUUGAAGCGCGAUACCCGCUUCACAUCGAGGAAUGUGCGCUGCCAGGAGAAGAAUUGGGCAUUGAAAGCCAAGGUUGCCUGGGGCGCUUGCGCAAACACUUGUUGGAGGAUGCUGAUUGCAGCCGCGUGAUAUGUGACAAUAUCGCCACCUCAACUCCAGUUGAGGUCUACGCAAAUGAAAGUGAUUGGGCACCCUUCAAGAACCUCUGCGGCCACUUGCAGGAGUUGUUCCUUGGCUUGUUUGACCUGGGAGUCCGACUUCUUGGCGAAUCCAUAGCGGAGGAGCAUGUUCUGGAGCUACAGCAACUUUGGGAGGUCUUCUCCGCAGCACAUGGCUUUUCGCCGCCUGAUCUGCCGGAUUCUCCUGCGUAUGCCAACAGCACACGAGCUGUUCUGCGACGGCAUGGUGCUGUUGCCUUGCGCCUCUUCUCGGAGGUACUGGAGGAUACUGGACGAUGGCGUGCUGAUCAUCUCCUGGAGCUGGCCACGCAGCUGGCUCGGCGCCUUCAGCUGUUGAUCGAGAACGUGUCAGUCACCCUGCUGCUCAACUUUCACAUUGCUCAGCUGGAGCACAAUGGACAGGCCGUUGGCCGCGAUUUGGUCAAGGAAAUGUACGGAGAUGCCAACUCUUUGAGGAUCGUAUUUCAUGAGAUCCCAGGGAAACGAUGGGAUGCCUUGAUGCACUUGUUGGAUAAGCUGGGUGUGUCGACAACUGCCGUUCGAAUGGCAGAGGUGGGCGUGGAGGCUGCCAACACCAGCCAAAGAUUGCUGGAACGAAACCCCCUGCUGUCCUACAUAGGAGUGGAUCCCUACAGGAACAACGAUAAUCUCUAUGCUGACGUGCUACACCGCCUGUCAUUCUUUAUCGAGUCAGGUCGCUUCACACUGCACCGCAACAUCUCCCUCAAUGCAGCACUGCAAGUCGCAGAUGAGUCCUUGGACAUCGUGUUCCUGGAUGCUCGCCAUGAUUUUGAGGCGGUUGUGGAUGACGUGGCUGCGUGGAAGCCAAAGGUUCGACAAGGAGGAAUUUUAUCAGGCCAUGAUUUCAGCUGGAUGUUUCCCACGGUGGCGAUGGCGGUCUUCAAGGAGACCUUCAAUGCUCCAGAUCGCACCAUGCAUCUGGCGCCAGAUGGUGUCUGGUGGCUGCAGCUCUGA
Effrenium voratum is the source of this 1230-nucleotide messenger RNA. NCBI's taxonomy places the organism in Eukaryota, Dinophyceae, Suessiales, Symbiodiniaceae. The record is from the annotation of a GenBank genome assembly.